AAGUUUCUUAAGGAAGGCAAAGAAUUUGCAACAAUUGGAUAUUUCUAAGAAUAACAUUUCUGGUCAAAUUCACAAAUGUGAAAUAGAAGGGAUGUCAUUGCAUACCUUAAACCUUUCUUAUAACUUCUUGACUGGUAUAGAUUCAUUUGGUUUUGGAAAACUUGAAACUGUUGACCUCAGAUCCAACUUACUACAAGGAUCACUCCCCAUUCUAUCAACAACUUGGUAUUCUAUGCAACAACUCUUCAUUUCAGGGAAUGAUUUGAAUGGCGAAAUCCCCUCUUCUUAUUGCAAUAUGACUUCUCUUAGAGUUCUGGAUUUAGCUUAUACUAGUUUGGGAGGAAAAAUUCCAGAAUGUCUUGGAAACUUGAGAAAUCUCACCUUCUUGGAUCUGUGGAUGAAUAAGUUUCAUGGUAGAAUACCAAAUUCUUUUGUCGACAAGAGCGAACUGAGAACUCUUACCCUAAAUGGCAACCAAUUGGAAGCUGAUAAAUUGGAAUACAUUGGUGAGGAGCAUUACAUUGGUGACGAGCAAUACAUUGGUAACAAGUAUUACCCGCAAAGAUGUGCUCCACGUAGAUGCCCAAGUCGUCAUCCGUUUUAUUAUAAGGAUUCUGUGAAGGUAGUAAUGAAAGGCUCAGAGAGGGAGCUUGUAAGGAUCUUGAAAAUUUUCACAACUAUAGAUUUCUCGAGCAAUCAGUUUCAUGGAUUGAUUCCUGAAGAGUUAGGAGAACUCAAUUCACUUUUAUUGCUAAACUUAUCUCACAAUAGUCUCAAUGGUCAAAUCCCAUCAUCGUUGGGGAAAUUAGUAGAACUUGAGUCAUUAGAUCUCUCAUCAAACAAGCUUGAAGGCGGGAUUCCUGCGCAAUUGACAGAUCUGACAUUCCUAUCAGCUUUGAAUCUUUCACACAAUGAACUUGUGGGCCACAUACCUGAAGGGAGGCAAUUCAAUACUUUCUCAAAUGAUUCCUACAUUGGGAACUCUAGGUUGUGUGGAUUUCCAUUAACAAAGAAAUGCCACAACGAGAAAGAACCAGGAGCACCUCCAUCACAAUUUGAUGAAAAAGAUGACUCUACAGCACUCUUUGAGUGGAAGUUUGCAUUGGCAGGCUAUGGGUGUGGACUGGUGUUGGGACUUAGUUUGGGAUACAAUGCCUUCACUACAGGAAAUCCAUGGUGGGUGGUGAAGAAAGUGGAGAAAUACCAACAGAAAUUAAUUGAAAGGUGUAAGCAAAAGCAUGAGAAGAGAAAAACCCAAAAACCCAACCAACGCUUUUAGGUGAGUAAGUUUCUACAACUGUCUCUAUAAGAUUUGUGUUCUAUCUAAGUUCUAACCAUAAAAAUCAAGGUAUAUUAUACAAUAGUUAAACAUAAUUUUUCUACUUUUGCUUUAUUUUACAUGGGUGCAAGCAGGUGCAGUUGAUUUCUUACUGCGGGGAGAUCUGGCAAUAGUUGUUUCUUGUGUUUGUUUCCAUCUUUUUCAUGUUUAUUGUUAAUAUACAGUUGUGUUGACUUGUGUGGGAAUUAUGGUUAUGUAUGAAUUUGUGUUAAUUUCUUUUGGAUUUCAUCUAUGUACUUUGCACCUAGUUGCUCAUGUAUUUUUCUUAAUGUAGUUUGUUUCCUUUGAUGUUAUCUCUUCGUAUUUUCUUCUCUCUUCCUUUGUUUUGUUUGUCUUUGAACGGUGCAUUUUACUGAAGUAAAAUGUAAAAAUUCUU
Messenger RNA from Rubroshorea leprosula, 1715 nucleotides. Lineage: Eukaryota; Viridiplantae; Streptophyta; Magnoliopsida; Malvales; Dipterocarpaceae. The record is from the annotation of a GenBank genome assembly.